This is a messenger RNA of Trypanosoma rangeli, 567 nucleotides long. RefSeq names its product ribosomal protein L14. Gene Ontology annotation, biological process: translation. NCBI's taxonomy places the organism in Eukaryota, Euglenozoa, Kinetoplastea, Trypanosomatida, Trypanosomatidae. The transcript has a single exon. Gene Ontology annotation, cellular component: ribosome. The record is from RefSeq and is a predicted model, not a curated record. Bases 1 to 567 code for a protein of 188 amino acids. Gene Ontology annotation, molecular function: structural constituent of ribosome.
AUGCUGCGUCGGUGGGGCGUUCGCCUGGCACCGACCACGACAGAUGCCGCGGCAAAGCUCCCGGCGGGCAAGCCUGUGAAUAAGUCAUGGUUCAGGUACAAUCUCAUCAUCCGAAGGAAGUCAUCGUACCGUUCUCGCUGGGGGACGGGGGCGGAGGGGUACGGCACAGGUGUCCCCUUCAGCGAUCAGGUGAAACUCCACUGCGUUGACAACACAAACUGCAAACACGUGCGGCUCAUAUCGAAGGCCACCGCUGAGCGUUUUGCACACUGCCGCAUUUUUCCUGCAGUGGCGCACCGGGUUUCAGUGCAGCGCUUUAAGUCUGGUCGGGGAGAGGUGAGUCGGCACCGUGUGAAGCCCGGGAAUAUCUACUGGAUUUGUCUGCUCUCCCGACGCCAAACAAAUACACGGAUGAGUGGGCUUCAAACAAACUUUGAUAGAAAUACAUGCAUUUUGAUGAACGAUCAGCGUGUCCCACUUGGAACCCGCGUCAUGUACUGUGCCGGGCGUCACGUGAAUCACAAGUACCACUUGAAGGCAGUUGUCCUUGCCAAUUUCUUUAUUUGA